AGGUGCAUUUUAUUGGAAUUCCAUAGAAAUGAUUAGCCUUUAGUUUACUAUUUACUUAAAAUCAAGUGUAAACAUGCAUGGACAAGAACAGGGUGCUGUUAAACCAAGACAAAGUGUUAUUACAAAUUACUUUGGCAGUAGUCCUCAGAAUCUUAAUCUGCAUAGUACAGCUGAAGUUAAGUUGCUGCACGAAACCCCGGCAAAAAAACAUCAAUCUAAUAGAAAAGUGUGUAGGAAAUUGCAGUGUGUUGUGUCAGCUGAUAUCAUUGUAAUAUCUGAUGAGGACGACGCACCGGCUGUAAACACAGAUGUAAAGGCUCCUGUUGUAAUAAGUUUAUUAGAUGAUUCACCACUACAAGUGAAUAUGAUCGAUAUUUCCAACAAAUGUGACUUCAGAAAAAGCAAGAAAAUGAUCAAGGAAGAAGUUAAAGAUUUUCCUAAAAAACAGUUCAAAUCCAUAAAAUCCGUAAAGGGCAAUGCUGUUUCAAAAAGACUUGUCAAUGGGGCAAAUUGCACAGACGAGAAACAACAGGACACUGGCAAUAUUAAUUGCCUUGGUGCAGACAGAAACAUAUGGUCGGACUAUUUAAACGACUGUGCAAAUCCUCUUGCGACGUGCUCAAAAUCUGAUACCUCAUCACUGUCUUCAAAUGAUUGUUUCAUAUCCAGCAUUACAACACCAAUCAAAAGCACCAUUAACAAUGGUUACGAAAGUAAUUUGAGCUGCCCUGAAAACCUGCGUGUUAAACGAAAACCACAAGACUCUGAUUCACCAGCACACAAACGAAAGAAGAUAGAUGACUAUAUGAGCCCAAGUAAAAACAGUUUAAAAAGUUCACAACGCAUAUUCACAAAUAAAACUAGUCCUACUGAAAAGACUGUCAACGUAAAACCAAGUUCACCUGGAAAAACCAAAGUUAACCAACGAACUAAAUCUUUCUCGCCGCCAAAAAAUCUCCUUGAUAUAUACGAAACAAAAAACCUGGAUGUAUCAGAUGGACUUUCCGACGAAGAUGAUUUUGAUCUUCCAGCAUUCUGUAACACUCAACCUCCUGCUCUUUGUAACUUAAACUCUUUAAUGGAGAACAGUUCAAUUGACGAUGUUCCAAAAACUGAGGCUAACAGUUACUUCUCUGAAAGCGAAACCUCAAACAGACAUUGGGAAAAAGAAGUUAGUCAUUCAGACGAAAUUGAAGAUAAAAGUCUAGAAGAAAUGAUUGUUGGUAUAAAUUCAACCACAGAAGAUAAUGUUCAUACUCAAUUUGAAUGUUCUCCCAUGGACUUCGACAGCCCAGUUUCAUCUCAGGUUUCGGACAGCAGUGUUAAUAACGUUCUUCAGAUGUUAAAAAGUUGUGAAAAUAAGAACAUUCCCCUGACACCCCGAAAGCAAUCACGAUCAACAAGUUUUGAAAGUUUCCACACACCACCUGAAACUAAGCCUAAGGAAAAAGGCCAUGUAAAGCGAACUAAGUUACGAUUCACAUUAAAUAGGAUGGUGAGAGACAAACAAGAAGGUGAGAUGUUAAAACAAACAGAGGAGGAUCUUCUUCAGUACGUAAAGUCCGGAGGAGUUUCUCGCUUCAUCAACAGCAGCGAUGAAGAGGAUGAAGGAUCGACUGAAGAACCCGAUGAUGAAGAAUAUAAAGUCCUGAGAGAAAUGACUUCUUGCUCUGAUGAUUGCAAGGGAUUACCUAACAAUUGUCCACCUGUAAAACUGUUCAAAAAAGAUCUUUUGUUUCGUUACUUUUGCCCCCAUACUUUGCUUUAUGUUGGCACGGAAGGAGAACCACCUAAUGCUCUUUCGAGAUUAAAAGACGUUGCAAGUCAACUGAAAUACUUAAAAUCUGGUCACGUUCGUCAAAUAAUUGCAAACAAAUCAUCACUUGUUAACAUUAUGCAGUGGCUGCUCAAGGUAGUGUCUUGCCACACUGAUAGACAAAUUGUAAACCAAGCAAAGAGUGUUUUGACCGAUCUAUUGCAAACGUAUGGGCCAUUAGACCCAAAUAACUUUGAUCAAAUGUUUUGUAAUUUUGGUGUCAAACCAGAAAUUAUGUCUUGCCACAAAACGAUACCCAAACCAUGCUGCGUAUGCAAGAAAAACAAACCCAGAAUUUUUAAUCUUCAUUCUAAUUUAUGCCUUGUGUUAAAGAUUUUUGCCUACUGCCUUCGAAACAGCACUUACAGAAUAGCGGACAUGGUUCUGGCCAAGUAUGUAACGAUAUUCUGCAUUAUGUUGUCUAUAACAAGCAAAGAAAGCGAAUUAAAGUCUGUUUUAAGACAAGCUCUGUCCACCACAGUCAAUGCUGUGCACAACUGGCAAGAUAUGAGGUUAAUUGUAACAAGGGAGGUUUUAAACCAAGUUGAAGACUACCACACAUUAGAAAGUCUAGCAUCUGAUCUUCCAACCAAUACAGCUCAAUGCGUUCAGUUACGUCGAAGUCUUGCACAAUCAGCAUUACACCGAUGUCUUGAGAAUUCUCAAGUCAAAGAUAUUGUUCCACGUGGUAUUGAUAAUGGAGAUUUACAGCCUGUUGCUGCUCUUUCAAAGAAACUAACGGUCCCAAAUGUCCGUUCUUUCCUCAACAAAUGCAACAAGCAUGUAUCUCACCUCAAGGUGCUACAUGUAUUAUGGUCGUGCGUAUUACUUGUGCAAAUUUCUAUCGGCAAUGACAAAAUACCAAAGCAACAGAAGGCCCCAUUGGAAGAAAUAUCUGCAAGUCUUUCAGCAUUAGAUGUUGGAAUAAGAGAUGGUAGUUUAUAUUGCUCUGAAGUGAAGCAUUUUAUUCGAUUAACAACAGCAAGGAUAGAUUUCCAAUUGGAGGAAAUGCCAAAGCAAAUAAGUUACCAAAGAGGUAUCUUCAAAUACCUUCGUUCUUCUCGUGUGAGCGAGGAAAUGGUCGAUAGUCAGAACAUAGACACCGAUCCGAAUGACGAAUUACGAGAAGCAUCUCCAGAAAAAAAUGUCGAUGUAUCUGAAAUAGCUUCUACAACCACUAAGCUCGAGACAUAGUUGUCUUUUUUAUUAUUAUUUUUUUGCUACUACUGUUCCAAGGCUUUUUGUUAAAGCAGAAAACUUUUCAAGUACAGCUGUUUUUUUUUCCUAACCAACGAAGCGUUUGCUGCUGUGUACUUCAAUGAUGCAUUUGUUUUCUCUUCCAUGACCAUUCUUGAAGUAUGUUGCAGUUUAUGCGUCUCACUAUACGAUAUUAAGGUGCCGAUGGUGUGCCUUUCAAAUAUUUUUCUAAAUUUUACAACAGAGAUUAGCUACCUAAGUAAUAAGCCAUUUAUUCAUUCCUUGCGUUUUUUUUAUUUUUUCCGAUGAUUUUCAAACCUGUUUCUCACUACGCACUGUUUUUGCGAUAUUUCUUGUUUUUCUUUCCAGCACGCUUCGCAGUUGCUUUUCUAGAUAUUCUAUUUCCUAUUGUCUUUUUUCAAAGUAACUUUUAAUUUACCAAUUUACCAAAUCUUCACGAAACUGUGGAAUUGAUCUUUAGAAGAAUACGACAGGUGUGUAAGUU
This is a messenger RNA of Ciona intestinalis (vase tunicate), 3518 nucleotides long. The record is from RefSeq and is a predicted model, not a curated record. Lineage: Eukaryota; Metazoa; Chordata; Ascidiacea; Phlebobranchia; Cionidae.